Molecule: messenger RNA, 1053 nt
Organism: Fusarium venenatum
Lineage: Eukaryota; Fungi; Ascomycota; Sordariomycetes; Hypocreales; Nectriaceae
Molecular function (GO): mRNA binding
Source: RefSeq, a predicted model, not a curated record
AUGGCGUACCCUCCCCCUCCAGGCAUCAGCAACAGCUCUCUCCCACCGAGACCUCCCGCCUCCAAGUCAGGCUUCAAGCCCGCUUUCUCCUCCGCGGCACAGGCCGCCUCGAAGCCUGCGUACUCCAACGUCCCGCCGACGUACUCCGGCCCUUCGAGUUACCCAGCUACCACCGCUCCUCCCACAGCUCAGUAUGGCCCGUCAUACUCAUCCUACCCGACUACUGCUCCCGGCGCGGUGAGCUCGGCUGCAGCAUACUCAUACCCUCAACAACCUCAGAGUCACGGUCCACAGAGCUACGGCACACAAAGUUAUGGACCUCAAAGCUACGAACCGCAAAGCUAUGGCGCAGCACCACAGAUUAAAAAUCCGUUCCCCACGCCAGGCACAGCCGGGCCAGAAUAUAACCCGGAGAUGGCCGCGCAGAUAGCUCAAUGGCAAAGCGCAUACUCGAGCACUCCAGCAGACAACAAGGACAAGACUGCCGGUCCUGCAGGACCCCGAGCCGACGGCCAGUCUUCUGCGGCAGCAGCGGCCACCGCUGCGAACCUGGAGCGCAAGAAGACAGUCGUCCGCGAAGGUGGCGGUAAGAAAUGGACUGACGACAGCCUUCUCGAGUGGGAUCCUGCUCAUCUGCGACUCUUUGUCGGUAACCUCGCUGGCGAAACCACCGACGACGCUCUCCUAAAGGCUUUUUCGCGCUGGCAGUCUGUGCAAAAGGCUCGUGUCAUUCGUGACAAGCGUACAUCCAAAUCCAAGGGUUACGGCUUUGUCAGUUUCAGCGAUGCCGAUGAUUUCUUCCAAGCCGCCAAGGAGAUGAACGGCAAAUACAUCCAAAGCCACCCUGUGACAGUUCGUAAAGCCAACACUGAAAUCAAAGUGGCCAACGUCAAAGAGAAGGACAGGAGCGGAAAGAAGAAUAAGAACAAGAAGGGUGGCCACGGUGGUCAUGGCGGCGGCGCUGGCUACGAACCAAACUUGGGACCCCAAGGUGGCAGCGGUGUGGUCAAGCCUGGUCAAAAGACCAAGAACGGUCUUCGACUCCUCGGCUGA